AUGCCUCACAGCACAGAGUCCCUCAAGCUCAGCAGCAACAACUUGUCCGUCAUCGCCUCGCAGGAUGGCGACCGCAUCGUGAGGACGCCGACCUACAGCCGCGGCGAUGCCGUCAAGGAGGGCAUCGUCCACGUCGGCGUCGGCGGCUUCCACCGCGCCCACCUCGCCGUCUACGUCGACCAGCUGAUGCAGAAGCACGGCCAGCGCGACUGGGCCAUCUGCGGCGUCGGCCUCCGCCCCAACGACGCCGCCAUGCGCGACGUCCUCGCCGCCCAGGACCACCUCUACACCGUCAUCGAGCGCUCCGCCAAGGGCAGCGCCGCCGCCGUCGUCGGCAGCAUCAACUCCUUCCUCUACGCCCCCGACGACCGCGAGGCCGUCAUCGCCAAGAUGGCCCACCCGGACACCCACAUCGUCUCCCUGACCAUCACCGAGAGCGGCUACUACUACAACGAGAACACCCACGAGCUGCAGGCCGACCACCCGGACAUCCGCCACGACCUCGAGAACCCCGACGCCCCCGUCAGCACCUUUGGCUUCCUCUACGCCGCCAUGGCGAGGCGCCACGCCCAGGGUCUCAGGCCCUUCACCGUCAUGUCCUGCGACAACAUGCAGAAGAACGGCUCCAUCACCCGCCACAUGCUCGAGUCCUUCGCCCGCCUCCGCGACCCGGCCGUCGCCCGCUGGAUCGCCGACGAGGGCGCCUUCCCCAACGCCAUGGUCGACCGCAUCACCCCGAGCACCUCGCCCAAGGACAUCGCGUCGCUGGCCGACGCCUUCGGCAUCGAGGACGCCUGGCCCGUCGUCACCGAGCCCUUCAUGCAGUGGGUCAUCGAGGACAAGUUCGCCGACGGCCGCCCGCCCUUCGAGAAGGUCGGCGUCCAGGUCGUCGAGGGCGUCCACGAGGUCGAGCAGUUCGAGAAGCACAAGCUCCGCCUGCUCAACGCCAGCCACUCCGCCAUGGCCUACCCGGGCCAGCUCGCCGGCUUCAAGUACGUCCACGAGGUCAUGGAGCAUCCCGUCUACCGCGAGUUCGUCUGGCAGAUGAUGCAGCAGGAGGUGAAGCCCCUGCUGCCCGACAUCGCCGGCGUCGACAUUGACCAGUACUGCCACACCCUCAUGGAGCGCUUCUCCAACCCGACCAUCAUGGACGGCAUCCCCCGCGUCGCCCUCGGCGCCUCCGGCAAGAUCCCGCAGUUCAUCAUGCCCUCCAUCGCCGAGCAGAUCUGGGCCACGGGGCCCUUCCGCCGCCUGUGCUUCGUCGCCGGCGCCUGGUUCCUCUACCUCCGCGGCGUCGACGACGAGGGCAACGCCUUCGAGGUCGACGACCCCAUGCGCGAGCAGCUGCAGGCCCUCGCCGCGGCCGGCGGCAACGACCCGCGUCAGCUGCUCAGCGUCAAGGUGCUCUUCGGCGACGACCUGCGCGCCGACGAGCGCUUCAUCAACGAGGUCGCCAACGCCAUGGAGCUCAUCUCCAAGGACGGCGUCAUGGCCACCCUGCCCAAGUACGUCGACUAG
Molecule: messenger RNA, 1518 nt
Organism: Colletotrichum higginsianum IMI 349063
Lineage: Eukaryota; Fungi; Ascomycota; Sordariomycetes; Glomerellales; Glomerellaceae
Product: Mannitol 2-dehydrogenase
Exons: 1
Coding region: 1-1518 (505 amino acids)
Molecular function (GO): mannitol dehydrogenase activity
Source: RefSeq, a predicted model, not a curated record